AUGCACCAUGAUUGUACUCCACCAAUCUUUCAUCGCGAUGUGAAAUCCAACAAUAUCUUGUUGGAUUCUGAAUUCAAGGCAAAAAUUGCUGAAUUUGGCUUGGAUAAGCUCUUAGAUAAGAAAGAAGAGCUUCACACCAUGUCUGAUGUUCCUGGUUCAUUUGGUUAUAUUGUUCUAGACAUGUUAAGCCUAUCCCUUCUUUCUUUUGGAAAAAUUGUCGAAUUUGGCUUGGCUAAGCUCUUUGAUAAGAAAGACGAGCUUCACACCAUGUCUAUUGUUGCUGGUUCAUUUGGUUAUAUUGCUCCAAUUGUUGCUCUUGUUGCUAUUAUUGCUCCGUAUUUGGCACUUGUUCUAGUGGAGGUGAAUAUGAGCAAGAUGGUAUGUUUAAAUGGGAACAAUUAUAUUAUUGGGAGAAACAAUAUUGUUCGAGAUGACCUUCUUUUUACUUAUGAUGAAAACGUUAUCAAUUUGGUAUUCCAUGAGACGAGCUGGAUAGUAGAUUCUGGAGCUAUCUUGCAUGUCACACCAAGAAAAAACUUUUUCUCAUCUUAUACUCCUGUUAAUUCUGGAGUGUUAAAGAUGGGCAAUGCCAGUGAAGUUAAGGUGUUCGGUGUUGGCACAGUUUGUUUGAAAACUAAUAAUAGUUCAAUGUUAGUUCUUCAAGAUGUCAAGCAUGCUCCAGACUUCCCUUUCAAUUUGAUCUCUGCUGGUAGAUUAAACGAUGAAGGUUACCAUAAUGCCCUUUUUAACGGCCAAUGGAAGCCCACCAAGGGCUCGUUAGUAGUGGCUCGAUGA
Messenger RNA from Nicotiana tabacum (common tobacco), 795 nucleotides. The record is from RefSeq and is a predicted model, not a curated record. Lineage: Eukaryota; Viridiplantae; Streptophyta; Magnoliopsida; Solanales; Solanaceae.